AUGGUGUUGUCCUGGAGCCAUUACUUUCGUGCAGACAACAGUCUAGAGUAUGAAGAAUGGAAGCCUUUAGUAUUGCCAUUGCUGUGGUUUACAAUGGGGUAUUGUCUCGUCCUAUUGCUACGAUCCAAGAUUUGUCCAUGGCCAAAAAGUCAAUGGACAGUUGUACCAUUUCUGCACACUCGACAUAGACGAGCCCGUCGCCGUCGUGUACCGGUGGACGAUUUUUUGCAUCGUCACGGGAUAAAUGUCAUUUCUAUGCCACAAGUACAGAAUGUUGUUCCUUGUUUGGAGUUACAAUUACGUGACAAUCCAGCAACAUUUGAGUUUGGAAAAUAUAAUGCUACAAUUCCAUAUGCAGUUGAACAGACUGCUGAUGGAUAUUAUCGUACAUUCAAAGAACCACUGCCAGACAUGGCAAGUCGAUUGUUAAUUUCAAUUCAAGUGCUGGAAGAGCGACAUUUGGAUGAAUUUCAUGCUGUUUUCAAGCGUCGAUUAUUGACAUUCAGGAAUGAGGCUCCUUUUUUCAUCAAACGCUUUGUAAGCUCGGAUUAUAUCGAGUACAUUGAAGAUUCAUUGCUGGAUAAACAAAACCGGAUUUUCUACGUGUACGUCAAGAAUGAGUCGUACCAAUCGCUGGGUGUUUUAGAAGACUUUGCCGUGUACAAGGCUCAUUCAGACAAACCUCAGUGGACAAAUCUUCAUCAAGUGUGUCGCGUGCACAUUACAAGCUCUUCUCUGCUUGUUUUCCGAUCAAAGAUUGAGUCGUUCAUCUCGAGCUACUAUUGUAAGCACGCCCCAAACGCCAGAAGGUAUCAUCUCCAACGUCUUCAAGAGGAAUUUGGCGAUCCUGUCGAGUUGAAGUAG
Molecule: messenger RNA, 864 nt
Organism: Peronospora farinosa
Lineage: Eukaryota; Oomycota; Peronosporomycetes; Peronosporales; Peronosporaceae
Source: the annotation of a GenBank genome assembly